CUGUUCGGUAUGACCAACAUGGAUACCAUCGACUUCGUCGCGCUGGAGAGCUGCCCAGUCUACUCCUCCUUCUUCGGCGCGAUGGGCUGCGCCUCCGCCAUCGUCCUAACCGUCUUCGGCGCCGCCUACGGCACCGCAAAGUCCUCCGUCGCCAUCUUCCACGCCGGCGUCCUCCGCCCGGAGCGCCUCAUGCAGAACGUCAUCUGCCCCAUCAUGGCCCAGAUCCUCUCCAUCUACGGCCUCGUCGUCGCCGUCAUCAUCUCCGGCCGCCUCGACAAGAGGGGGCUCGCGCUGCACAACGGGUUCCUCUUCCUCGCCGCGGGUACCAGCGUCGGGCUGUGCGGGCUCGCGGCCGGGUUCGCUAUCGGGGUUAUUGGGGACUCGGGAGUGAGGGCGAGCACCCAGCAGCCUCGUCUCUACGUCGGCAUGAUUCUGAUCCUCAUCUUCGCCGAGGUGCUCGGCCUGUACGGCACCAUCAUUGCUAUCAUGUUGGUGUCAAACGCGGUGCCGGACUGCACCUUUUGA
This is a messenger RNA of Colletotrichum karsti, 525 nucleotides long. RefSeq names its product V-type ATPase. Gene Ontology annotation, cellular component: proton-transporting V-type ATPase, V0 domain. NCBI's taxonomy places the organism in Eukaryota, Fungi, Ascomycota, Sordariomycetes, Glomerellales, Glomerellaceae. The record is from RefSeq and is a predicted model, not a curated record. Gene Ontology annotation, molecular function: proton-transporting ATPase activity, rotational mechanism. Gene Ontology annotation, biological process: proton transmembrane transport. The transcript has 4 exons.